Molecule: messenger RNA, 2120 nt
Organism: Arabidopsis thaliana (thale cress)
Lineage: Eukaryota; Viridiplantae; Streptophyta; Magnoliopsida; Brassicales; Brassicaceae
Product: AAA-type ATPase family protein / ankyrin repeat family protein
Exons: 6
Coding region: 564-1865 (433 amino acids)
Molecular function (GO): ATP hydrolysis activity; ATP binding
Source: RefSeq, marked reviewed
AGUGACGAAAGAGGAAGACGCGGAGGUACUCUCAUUCUCUAAUCUAUUUCUUCGAUAGUGUUGAUUCUCCGCAAAAUCCUCUCGAGAGAAUCUUUCCCAAAAGAGAUUAGAUUUGGUGGAAGAAAAGAGUUCUUCGUCUUCUUGUUGUUGUUGAGGAUUGAAGAAGAAGAGAAAUGAACCGACAAAACGGUGGAGGGCAGCGGCUGAGAUCCGCUAGACCCACCACAAUUCACGAUUGUGCUCUCUCCGGCGAUCUUAUUGCUUUACAGAGACUUCUUAAAGACAAUCCUUCUCUUCUCAAUGAACGCAAUCCCGUCGUAAUGUCCAAAUCUUGACUCUUUCUUUAUGUAUGCAUUUUGAUUCCGGGAUGUGUUUGAUUCGGUGGGUCGAUUUAGAUUGUAGCUGAAUUUUGGAAUCUGGAUGCAAAAUUUGAACUUUUAGAUAGGGUCUGAUUUCGAAUCUCGACAGGAUUCAUGAUCUUCAAGCUUUGUAUAUGCAUGUGAAUCUAUAAAAAGCAAACUUUAUUGAAAUGUGUGUUGUAUUGACUUUGAUUAGUAUUGCAGAUGUAUCAUACGCCACUUCAUGUUUCUGCUGGUAAUGGUAAUGUUGAUAUUGUUAAGUAUCUUCUCGCUUGGACUGGAUCUGAUAAAGUUGAGUUAGAAGCAAUGAAUACUUAUGGUGAGACUCCAUUGCAUAUGGCAGCUAAGAACGGUUGUAAUGAAGCUGCAAAGCUACUCCUUGAGAGUGGUGCUUUUAUCGAAGCUAAAGCCAGCAAUGGUAUGACACCGUUGCAUCUUGCGGUAUGGUACUCAAUUACUGCUAAAGAGAUCUCGACUGUUAAGACACUGCUUGAUCAUAACGCAGAUUGCAGUGCAAAAGAUAAUGAAGGGAUGACUCCUUUGGACCAUCUGCCUCAAGGGCAAGGCAGUGAGAAGUUACGGGAAUUACUGCGGUGGUUUCUCCAAGAGCAGAGGAAAAGAAGUGCGCUUGAGCAAUGUGGUAAGACAAAAGCCAAGAUGGAACUACUUGAGGAUGAGUUAUCAAAUAUUGUUGGAUUAAGUGAGCUGAAGACACAACUGAGGAAAUGGGCGAAAGGAAUGCUUUUAGAUGAAAGGCGAAGGGCUCUUGGGCUAAAUAUUGGAACCCGAAGACCUCCGCAUAUGGCAUUUCUUGGAAACCCUGGAACAGGUAAAACCAUGGUAGCUCGAGUUCUCGGGAAGCUGCUUAACACGGUUGGAAUUUUACCAACUGAUAAGGUAACAGAAGUACAGCGUACAGAUUUGGUGGGUGAGUUUGUUGGCCAUACAGGACCAAAGACCAGGAGAAAGAUCCAAGAAGCUGAGGGAGGAAUUCUGUUUGUGGAUGAAGCAUACAGAUUGAUCCCGAUGCAAAAGGCGGACGACAAGGACUACGGUCUAGAAGCUCUGGAAGAAAUCAUGUCAGUCAUGGACACAGGGAAAAUUGUGGUGAUAUUUGCAGGAUACAGCGAGCCCAUGAAGCGUGUGAUCGCAUCAAACGAAGGGUUUUGCAGAAGGGUCACAAAGUUUUUCAAUUUCAGCGACUUCAGUGCCAAGGAACUGGCGCAGAUACUACACAUCAAGAUGAACAACCAAGGAGAGGACACUCUGUUCUAUGGUUUCAGAUUGCAUGAGUCCUGCACUUUGCAGGAGAUAGCGUCACUGAUAGAGGCAGAAACAACGGAAAAGCAGAGGAAAGAGAUGAAUGGAGGAUUGGUGGACACGUUACUUGUUAACGCGAGGGAGAAUCUUGAUCUCCGACUUAGCUUUGAGUGUGUUGACACUGAAGAGAUUUGUACAAUCAAGUUGGAGGAUCUAGAGGCCGGGCUUCGAGUUUUCUCGCAGUGAAAAGAAACUUCUGAUGGCUAAUAAUUGGUUAGUAUUACAAAUUGUAUUGAUUCAAUUCUUUACAUCAUAUAUUCUUUAUGUUUUUGUCCCCCUCAAGAUCUUGUAGGAGGAGAGGCUUUGGUUUCAACUUCCAUUGUUUGAUCAAAUCUAUUUCUGUUGUAUAAAACUAUAUUGAUAUUUUGUCUUUUCACUUUUCUCAUAUUUUUUUGUAAAAUGUCUUUCUAUUUCUUUUAAUUCAUAGUAGUGUUAUUUAUG